AUGAAGUCCUUAGAUUCCGAUAUAACCGGCAUAACUCUAUCAAAGGGGAAACGGAAAGCCGUUUCACCAAAACGGAAGGCUAUUUGGGAUCCUAUCUCCAGCUCUGCGCCUGAACUUAAACUGAGGAGCAACCCGUUCGAUAGCUCACCGCCGACACGGAGGACUCUUACGAAGGCGGUCAGCGCAGUAAUUGAUCUCAGCGACUCCGAGCCUGCAACCUGCAAUCUCGAAAUCGAUUCUGAAGAGGAGUUUCCGGACCUUGAAAAUUUUGACGUCACAAAACUCAAAGCCCGACUAGAUACCAGGACCACAGGCUCCCGAACCGUCUCCAGGGGAUCAUCGAAAACCGCCACCAAGUUGACAUCUGCCCGAACCACAACUAAGAAAUCAAUCGAUGAUAAGGCGAGAGAGAAGGAAGCGAAAGUGGCAGAGCGAGAACGGGAGAAAGAACGCAAAAAGCAAGAGAAGGAGGUGGCUAAGGAACAGAAGGCCAGGGAAAAGGAGCGUGCUGCUGCUUUGGCAGAGGUCAACAAAAUCAGGACCGACAAGAAAGUGUCAACGCCAGAAAUGAUUGCAGAUCUCCCGGAGAGCUUACCCGCCGCCGUUAUGCUGCAGAUACAGACAUUGCUGAAGGACCUUGAUGUUCAGCACAACACAUGGGAAAGUCCGGUGGGCAAUGUUGUCAAGUGGAGAAGAAAGGUCGCCAGCAGAUUUAACAAGGAGCUGGGGCACUGGGAACCGAUCUCCAUGCGAGUCGAGCCCGACAAGUUCGCUCUUGUCAUCGUUGCCGCAAACGACUUCGUGACUAAAGCCCUCGGCCCUGAAGGAAGCGAUCUUGAGGCCCAUGUGCUGAAAAUGAAGCGCCAUUUCCCGCGGGAGCAGCUUAUCUACCUCAUCGAAGGCCUCAAUCCUUGGAUGAGGAAGAACCGCAACGUCCGCAACAGACAGUUCGCCUCUGCUGUGCGAAAUCAGGGGGACAACGCUGUUGACGAUGCCUCGACGAAUGCCCAACCGCGGUGGCGGAAGAAUCAGCAGCCGCAGGAGUACAUUGACGAGGACUCUAUCGAGGACGCCUUGCUCCAGCUGCAGGUGAUGCAUGACGUACUGAUACACCAUACGAAUGCCUCUAUCGAGACGGCGCAGUGGGUGGCUAUCUUCACCCAACACAUCUCGACAGUGCCGUACCGCAAGCAGCGGGAGGCGACCAACGCGGCCGGCGCUGGCUUCUGCAUGGAGACGGGCCAGGUCCGCACCGGCGAAGAUGUCAAGGAUACGUAUGUUCGGAUGCUGCAGGAGAUCGUUCGCGUCACGCAGCCUGUCGCUUACGGCAUCGUUUCCGAAUUUGGGACAGUGACCGAGUUGGUGAAGGCAUUCGAGGAACGCGGACCACUGUGUCUGGAGAACUGCCGGAAGAGUACAAACAAGGACGGCGGCUUCUCGGAUAGAGCAGUCGGCAAGGCCGUGAGCAAGAGGAUUUACAAGGUGUUUACCGGACGGGAUGAGUGGAGUACAGACGUGUAG
Messenger RNA from Colletotrichum spaethianum, 1521 nucleotides. RefSeq names its product crossover junction endonuclease eme1. Gene Ontology annotation, biological process: mitotic intra-S DNA damage checkpoint signaling; replication fork processing; resolution of meiotic recombination intermediates. Lineage: Eukaryota; Fungi; Ascomycota; Sordariomycetes; Glomerellales; Glomerellaceae. Bases 1 to 1521 code for a protein of 506 amino acids. The transcript has a single exon. The record is from RefSeq and is a predicted model, not a curated record. Gene Ontology annotation, molecular function: nuclease activity; DNA binding. Gene Ontology annotation, cellular component: Holliday junction resolvase complex; nucleus.